This is a messenger RNA of Trichoplax adhaerens, 869 nucleotides long. RefSeq lists its product as uncharacterized. The record is from RefSeq and is a predicted model, not a curated record. Bases 1 to 837 code for a protein of 278 amino acids. The transcript is spliced from 7 exons. NCBI's taxonomy places the organism in Eukaryota, Metazoa, Placozoa, Uniplacotomia, Trichoplacea, Trichoplacidae.
AUGGCGUUAAGAAAUCAAUUUGACGAUCCGUUCAAUGAUCCUUUCUUUCAAGAUAAUAUGUCGGCAAGAGUUAACCACUUUAACCCUUUCGCCCAAGAUCCGUUUUUCAAUCAUUCGAGAAGUGCGAUCGCCAUGAGCAAUCCCAUGAUGAUGAUGCCGAAUAACCCUUUCAUGGCAAUGGAGAAUAUGAUGAAUAAUAUGAUGGCUCCUUUUCAUAAUUCACUACUAGGAAUGCAUUCGCCAAUGAAUGACUUCCGAAAUUUAGAAAGAAAUGCAAACUGCCACACUUUUUCGUCUUCAUCAAUCAUGACUUACUCAAGCAAUGGCGGCGAUGGUCAACCGCAGAUUUAUCAAGCCUCUAGUAGUACCCAUUCUUUACCUAAUGGUAUAAAGAAAAUUAGAAGAACAGUAAAAGAUUCAGCCAGCGGAUUACAUAAAAUGGCAAUUGGACAUCACAUUGGCGAUAGAAGCCAUACCAUCGAAGAUGCGAGGAAUAUGAAAACUGGCUCUCAUGAACAUGUACAGAAUUUGGUCAAUCUUACUGAAGAGGAUGCCGAAACAUUUGAUAGAGAAUGGCAACAGGCUACAAAAGCUGAAGCGCACGCACCCGCAAUUCGUAAUCAUAGGCAUCAACGGAAAGGUAUUCAUCGAGGUUUGCCAGGCACUGAGAAAGUAAGACCUAAUCGCUUGCAUAAGAAAGCGCCCUUAAAUGCUUCCAAAGAGUACGUACCACCAACUCCACCGCGUGGUGGUGGUAGAGAACAGGAUAAUUUUCAUAGCCACAGCUCAAGGCAUGUUCGCUUUGACAAUAAUAACACCCAUAGCAGACGUUACUAAUUACUGCUUUUGCAAAUAACACUGCAAAAAAU